Helianthus annuus (common sunflower) is the source of this 553-nucleotide messenger RNA. RefSeq names its product auxin-responsive protein SAUR71. Bases 57 to 410 code for a protein of 117 amino acids. The record is from RefSeq and is a predicted model, not a curated record. Gene Ontology annotation, biological process: response to auxin. Lineage: Eukaryota; Viridiplantae; Streptophyta; Magnoliopsida; Asterales; Asteraceae. The transcript has a single exon.
UUCCUUACAUAUAUUUAUUUAUAUAAACCACCACCCUCUCAUUCUCCAUCACCACCAUGAAAAAACUCAUACGACGUCUCUCUCGCGUCUCUCACUCCUGCCGCUGCUCCGCCGCUAGCGGAACCGCUAGCGGUGACUCCUCGUCCACCACCGUGCCGGAGGGUCACCUCCCCUUUUAUGUUGGAGAAGAAAUGGAACGGUUUGUGGUUAGUGCACAACUAUUGAACCACCCUCUUUUUAUUAACUUGCUAAACAAAUCGGCUCAAGAAUAUGGUUAUCGGCAACAAGGGGUUCUUCGUAUCGCCUGCCAUGUUAUUAUUUUUCGGCGGUUGCUUGAAGCAUUGCAAGAAGGGGAAGAGGCUUCAUGUGAUCUACAACAUCUUCUGGCUCAACAUAUGGAACAUGUCUAGUGAUUUGUUUGUAUGUACAUACAUCGUUUGAUAAGUUGUAUACUAAUUAAUCAAGUUAUAGUGUUUAUAUAAUUAGCUUUAAUUUAGCAAGAUGGGUUGAUGUAUGAAGUGUUUUUUAUUUUAUUUUGUCUUGAUGUUGGUAA